GCCGCCAGAUGAUCUGUCGUCUUCCAGUCGCGCUCAGCACGGAGGGACUUUAUCCAUCUGAGAAAAGCGAUGGUCUUCAAACCAAAACUAAGCUGCGUUAUGCUCCACGAUUGUUCUCGGUGUCGGCGAAGAGUUCAGCCGAGGAUACGCUAUGCAGCCGCUUAAUGCUGAAGUAACACAAAGAACAAGCAAAUGAAAAGUGGAGAGAUUGCGCGAAACGAGCAUGCUCUUUUUCAGAAGGGAUAACAUUCGACGUUAACUUUUUAGGACCAACUGAAGAUUUUUAAUCAUGCCUGUGCGAAGAGGUCACGUCGCGCCACAGAAUACAUUUCUGGGAAUAAUAAUACGGAAAUUCGAGGGGCAGAACAAGAAGUUCAUCAUAGCGAACGCACGUGUGCAAAACUGUGCGAUCAUCUACUGUAACGAUGGGUUCUGUGAGAUGACGGGCUUCUCCCGGCCAGACGUCAUGCAGAAGCCUUGCACAUGCGACUUCCUCCAUGGCGAGGGGACCAAGAGGCAGGCUGUUGCCCAGGUUGCGCAGGCUCUGCUGGGCUCGGAGGAACGCAAGGUGGAGAUCGCAUACCAUCGCAAAGACGGUUCAGAGUUCCUCUGCAAUACGCACAUUAUCCCGGUGAAGAACGAGGAGGGUGUGGUGAUGAUGUUCAUCCUCAACUUUGACUACGUGCUAGACGAAGGCAGCAGCGAUUCGCUGGAGAGACUCAACCUCACCCCUCCUGCCCAAUCAGAAUACAAAAAAGGGCGAUUCUUCAGGUUCCGUCUGCCUUCACUCAACCUGCUGGGUUCCAGCAAGCAGUCCCUCCCCCAGGAGGACCCAGACACGGUGAUGGUGGGCUCGCCGAGGCACAGCGACGACUCCAUGGCCCUGAGGGACUUCAGCUCUCCCGCCAAGGGCAGCUGCAGCCCGGCAGACGCCAACGACACGCGUGCCCUGAUCCGCUGUAGUCCCCACUCCUCCCCCGCCAGCGUGUCGGGGCCCCUCAACCACUCGUCCCCGAAGCCGGCGUGGGAGCACCGCAGUGCGUCCCAGGCCCAGUUCACAACCUGCCUCGCUCAGUCCAUCUCCAGAGACAGCGUGUACAGCAGGAGACGAGCCUCGUCCGUCCACGACAUCGAAGGCCUCAGCGCCAACUCCAAACGCCUGUUCAGGGAUAGACACUCCAGCGAAGACCAUGGCCGCAGUCAAAAAGGUCCUUUUGACCAUCUGAAAUCCAGCUUGCUGGGCUCCACCUCAGACUCCAAUCUGAACAAGUACAGCACCAUUAAUAAGAUCCCUCUCCUCGCACUCAACUUCUCCGAGACCAACAACGACAAAAAAGCGCCUUCGUCUCCCGCCUCUGAAAAGACCAUCAUUGCUCCGAAGGUUAAAGACCGCACGCACAACGUCACUGAAAAGGUCACACAGGUACUGUCACUGGGUGCAGACGUGUUACCGGAGUACAAGCUCCAGGCUCCGCGCAUGGACAAGUUCACCAUCCUCCACUACAGCCCUUUCAAGGCCGUGUGGGACUGGCUCAUCCUACUGCUGGUCAUCUACACGGCCAUCUUCACACCCUACUCUGCCGCCUUCCUGCUCAACGACCGUGAGGAGCAGAAACGGAGGCUGUGCGGCUACUCCUGCAGCCCGCUCAACGUCGUCGACCUGAUGGUGGACAUCAUGUUCAUCAUCGACAUCCUCAUCAACUUCCGCACCACGUACGUCAACUGCAACGAGGAAGUGGUGAGCCAUCCCGGGAAGAUCGCCGUACACUACUUCAAGGGCUGGUUCCUCAUAGACAUGGUGGCGGCUAUCCCAUUCGACCUGCUCAUCUUUGGCUCGGGCUCGGAUGAAACAACCACACUGAUUGGCCUGUUGAAGACAGCCCGGCUUCUGCGAUUGGUCCGCGUGGCACGGAAGCUGGACCGGUACUCUGAGUAUGGUGCGGCGGUGCUCAUGCUUCUCAUGUGUAUCUUCGCACUUAUUGCUCAUUGGCUGGCCUGCAUCUGGUACGCCAUUGGCAACGUGGAAAAGCCUUACCUGGAGCACAAGAUCGGCUGGCUGGACAAUCUUGGCGUGUCUAUCGGGAAGCGAUACAACUACAGUGACCCCAGUUCAGGACCAUCCAUUAAGGACAAAUACGUCACGGCACUGUACUUCACCUUCAGCAGCCUGACAAGUGUAGGAUUCGGCAACGUCUCACCAAACACCAACUCGGAGAAGAUAUUUUCCAUCUGCGUAAUGCUCAUCGGAUCCCUGAUGUAUGCCAGCAUCUUUGGGAAUGUGUCGGCCAUCAUCCAGAGGCUGUACUCGGGCACGGCGCGCUACCACAUGCAGAUGCUCCGGGUGAAAGAAUUCAUCCGCUUCCACCAGAUCCCCAAUCCCCUGCGCCAGCGGCUGGAGGAGUACUUUCAGCACUCCUGGACCUACACCAAUGGCAUCGACAUGAACAUGGUUUUAAAGGGCUUCCCUGAGUGCUUGCAGGCCGAUAUAUGCCUGCACCUGAACCAGAGCCUCCUGCAGGGCUGUAAGGCUUUCCGCGGGGCCACUAAGGGCUGCCUGCGUGCCCUGGCCAUGCGCUUUAAGACCACCCACGCUCCCCCGGGAGACACGCUCGUGCACUGCGGAGACGUGCUCACUGCUCUCUACUUCCUUUCCCGAGGUUCCAUCGAGAUCCUGAAGGACGAUGCUGUGGUGGCCAUCCUGGGAAAGAAUGAUAUCUUCGGAGAGAUGAUCCACUUGUAUGCGAAGCCUGGCAAGUCCAACGCCGACGUGCGCGCCCUGAGUUACUGUGACCUGCACACCAUCAACCGAGAAGAGCUGCUGGAGGUGCUGGAUAUGUACCCAGAGUUCUCUGACCACUUUCUCACCAACCUGGAGCUCACCUUUAACCUGAGAGACCAGAGUGCCAAGACCAGUUACACACAAGCCAGCGAUUCAGAUGGAGAAGACAAUAAGGGUAAGAGGAAGAACUCCCUAAAGCGCAAGACUUCCAAAGGGGGAAGCAGCAGAGACGUGGAGAACGAGAGCGGGAACGAGCGACGGGAAUCGCGCCUCAGCUCAAAGAGAGGCUCUGAAGAGCACCGGACAUCCAGGGAGGAGCAGCAGAGGAGUCUAGGUGCAGCAGUGAUGGGAUAUCCGUAUGUGGAGGGCUAUGCUCCGGCCCCUGGCUGCCAACUGUCCGUGGGGGACCUGAAGAAAGAGCCGUGUUAUGAGGACAUGCAGACUGCUGACUGGGAAAGCAUGAGGCUGAAAAACCCAACCGAAGACUCAGCUCAGACUCACAAGCUCAGAAGGGAGGAAGAGGAGGAGAUGGAUAGCGAUCUUACAUACGGAGAGGUGGAGCAGAGAUUGGCUCACCUACAGGAGCACCUGAACAGACUGGAGUCUCAGAUGACGUCCGAUAUCCAGACAAUCCUACAGCUGCUGCAGAGACAGGUGUCUGUGGGCCCGCCUGCCUACAGCAUGGUCGCAGCCAGCCAGGACUACCGGAAGCCUGCAGCCAGAGUGCAAUCUGGAGCUGCAGUUGGCACCAGCCAAACCCUCAGGCCACCCCCACAGACGCAGGAGCCUGCCCAUCUCCACGGCCCCCCAGCACCCCAGGCUGUUCUCUCCAACCAGCAGCAUUCCAAAUCACUUCUUCCGAUCCACCUCUACUCGCCUCCCAAGAUGCCCACGAGCAGCAGUACAGCCGUGGAUCUCCACAGGCCCCUGUCUGACCCUGCGCUGCCAAGAAGUAGCAUCAACUCCCAUCCGUGACAAUGGGAUUUGUCACUUCCAUAUCCUAGGGGCUGAGGGUUGCCUCUUUCAGGCUAAAGGAACCUAGAACAUUGGAUCAUACUUGUAGCUGCAGGGAGAAUACCAACGAGCUCUGAAUUCUAAGGCCCAUAACAGAAUACUGAAGGCUGGGUCUAUAAUGGGUCUAGAAUUAUAAAGGCUUUAUCCAUGGGGCUGAAUAUUUCGUUUGGUUUGUUAUGAAGGCUCCAUAGCUUCCCUCACGUGACCACUGGCCUCUUCUGCAGGUUUUGUUGCUUGCCUGGCCUGCUGCAGGCAGAUAAGCAGCAGACCUCAAGGACUCAGGGUCUGGUUUGUGACUGCAUCAUAAAUUGCCUAGUAUUGGGGGGUUCCAAUCUCUGCUCCAUCAUGCUUCAUCCUCCCAAUAUAAAUUCUACUGCUGUAUCCCCUCAGACCUGCCCAGCUUCUUGUACUGGAACCAUGUAGCAAUGGGGCCUUUUGCAAGGUCUAAGAUUCUUAAUAGCGUUACACUAUUCCAAGUGCUGUAAAAUUAUUUACUGUACGCGCAACAUUCCUGCAAGUGUCCGAGACAUUGUAGCCGUUUACCAUCUGGGUUUGCAGUUGCAUAGCCCUCUUAAAGAGAGUUUGGCAGUGAGAGUUCGCCAUAUGGGAGCAAAUGCAGCGACUAUGUUGACAUGCUUACAACACACUCCCGCAUUUCAGGUUGAGCCGCAUGAGGUGGGUCAUUGUUUGUAAGAAAGUGCAUGUCUGGAAGCAUUGCCUGUUGCAUGCUUACUGCAACAUACUAGAAAGCAAGUAUGAUUCUGGCAUGUUUAAUGUUCACAUUGUCCCUAACUUUAUUGGGUCACUUUUAAUUUGCACAUGAUUAUGCUAGCUAGAACCAAAUUAUGGGACUAUUCUGAUGACCAAAGCUUUGGUAUCAUACCAUCCAUUUUCAAAUGUAGCUCUGAAUAUGUAUGCAUAUUUCAAUGUUAUUUUAACAACUACUGUAAAACAAUUAUACCUGAUCUCUGAUUUAGUUUCCACAACAACAAAGUCACUUUGUUUUCCAAACCAACUUCUGGUCAGAAUAAUAAUGUCUGAAAUGUGGGACAUUUACAUAUAUUACCUUCCAUUGCAAAUUUUGGCAGCAAUAAACAACGAGGCUUAUAUAUUUCUUAUUUCACACAUUUGAAUUUGAAAGAUUUUAUGUGGAGUUUUGGCAGAAUUGUCAAAGACGUUUAAUGGGCUAAAAUGUCUCACAGUGCAUAUUCCUUAAUGUGUGGAGUAGCCCACAUUGCAGUUUAGUGUAAACCCUGUGAGGGAUUUUACAAAAGAAAUUGUGUUUUAGAAGAUUUUGCAUCUGCAGCAAAAUCUUCCUAUAUCAUUAUCUCUUGGUCCAACAGACAUUUAAAAAAACAGUGUGUGAGAGUUACAGCACUGAGCAAGGUUUUACACCCAUUCAAAACCACCAAAUCUAAGGCUGUUUCAUGACAUUUCGUAAUAUAUCAGACACCUGACAGUAUAUGAGUAACACAAGCAUUUUGACAAGCUAUCUCGUAAUACAUAGUUACUUGCUGGAUCAAGUGUCGUAAAGAAAAUAUUUCUUUUAAGCACCAAUAGAAGGGUAGCUUGUGUUUUUGGGAGGGAUAGCUUGCCUCUUUAAUCUUCUGACAUACAACUUCUUUUCAUCUGAGAAAAAUACAUAUACCACUGAACAUAAGCAAUUACCUACAGGCAAUGAAAAUGAGAGUGUGCGCCAGUUGAUAGAACAUAGAAAAUUGCAGACUUUUGCACAGAUUAUCCAAACUUGUACACAACACCCACUUUUUAACCAAGUGUGUUUGACAGGGUUUUUUUAAUUAUUUUUAUUUUAAUUUAUUUUUUACACAUUUUUAAGGUUACCACCAUAUAUUUUGUACACUGCAACACU
Molecule: messenger RNA, 5663 nt
Organism: Electrophorus electricus (electric eel)
Lineage: Eukaryota; Metazoa; Chordata; Actinopteri; Gymnotiformes; Gymnotidae
Source: RefSeq, a predicted model, not a curated record